AUGGUCUUGGACUUCUCACCGUAUGGAGCCAUCAUUUCACUGCUCAAGGACGACGCUCCGUAUCAGGUUCAGAUGAUUUUACAUGACGACGUCACCAAGGCGGAUAGUCGUCGUCGGGGUUUUGCAGCUCCAAUUAUGAAACGGGAAACGACACAAAAUAGAGGACGGACAAAAUUUUAG
This is a messenger RNA of Ostertagia ostertagi, 180 nucleotides long. Lineage: Eukaryota; Metazoa; Nematoda; Chromadorea; Rhabditida; Trichostrongylidae. The record is from the annotation of a GenBank genome assembly.